Pistacia vera is the source of this 1103-nucleotide messenger RNA. Its product is annotated as putative expansin-B2. The record is from RefSeq and is a predicted model, not a curated record. Lineage: Eukaryota; Viridiplantae; Streptophyta; Magnoliopsida; Sapindales; Anacardiaceae. The coding region runs from base 43 to 873 and encodes 276 amino acids. Gene Ontology annotation, cellular component: extracellular region. Gene Ontology annotation, biological process: sexual reproduction. The transcript has 4 exons.
CAAAGUGCAUAAGAUAAGAGUGUUUGAUCUCAUACAGUGAUCAUGGAGCCUGUUCUUCGAUAUCCAUUCUCUUUCUUCACUCUUGUAACUAUCUUAUCUCUUUUAAUCAACCCUUGUCACUGCUUCAAUCCCAAGCUCCUUAACAUUUCGUUGGCACAAACCGACUCAAACUGGUCACCAGCCGGAGCAACCUGGUAUGGUAGCCCCACUGGUGCAGGAUCAGAUGGAGGAGCUUGUGGCUAUGGCGCUUUAGUGAGCCAACCACCAUUUUCUUCAAUGAUUUCUGCAGGUGGCCCUUCUUUGUUCAAUUCAGGGGAAGGGUGUGGAGCCUGUUAUGAGGUAAAAUGCACUCAGAAUCAGAACGCUGCGUGCUCAGGAAAUCCAGUGAAAGUAGUUAUUACUGAUGAAUGCCCUGGAGGUCCUUGCGCUGCAGAGGCAGCUCAUUUUGAUUUAAGUGGAACCGCUUUUGGAUCCAUGGCAACUUCUGGCCAGGCUGAUCAACUUCGUAAUGCCGGAGUCUUGCAGAUACAAUAUAGAAGGGUUGAAUGCAACUAUUCUGGGAAGACAGUGACCUUUCACGUUGAUUCAGGGUCAAACCCAAACUAUUUCGCUACACUAGUUGAAUACGAAGAUGGAGAUGGUAAUCUGGGUAAGGUUGAACUCAAACAGGCGCUUGACUCAGACUCAUGGCUUUCCAUGCAGCGAUCGUGGGGUGCAGUUUGGAAACUUGAUUCAGGGUCGACUUUACGUCCUCCGUUUUCAAUACGUUUAACUGAGCCUGACUCUGGCAAUACCCUUGUUGCGAGUGGUGUCAUUCCUGCUAAUUGGAAACCAGGACAAACUUAUCGAUCACUUGUCAAUUUUAACGUCUAAUUAAUUUUGCAUAUGUAUAUAUAUAGUGGAGGAGAUUAUUAGUUCUAAUUAGGUCAACUUUAAUGGCUCCUCGCCUCCUCCCAUGUACUCUCAAUGUCCCGUGCACUUGUUAAAUAAAUCUUUUGGGUUUCUAUAGCAAGCCUAGUUCGGCCUGCAGAAAGCGGAGCCCAGUAACAAAUGAUUGAUUUGGGCUAUUUGGUAACAGAUUCAAACCCAUUUAUUCUAGCUGU